Molecule: messenger RNA, 4295 nt
Organism: Aricia agestis (brown argus)
Lineage: Eukaryota; Metazoa; Arthropoda; Insecta; Lepidoptera; Lycaenidae
Product: peroxidasin
Exons: 7
Coding region: 22-4113 (1363 amino acids)
Biological process (GO): response to oxidative stress
Molecular function (GO): heme binding; protein binding; peroxidase activity
Source: RefSeq, a predicted model, not a curated record
CAGUGGCGUCGCGACGUCACGAUGGGGCCCAAAACUCUUCUCGCGCUACUGCUCCUGAACUUGAUCCUGCCCUGCGUCCCUCAGAAAUGCCCCCCGAAAUGCCACUGCGUGGGCAACGCAGUCAGGUGCCUCCACCAGGACCUCAAAGCCAUCCCGAAGGCCCCAGCCGAAGCCCAUACUCUAGACCUUCGCUUCAAUCUCAUCUACGACAUAGCACCGGACAUCUUCAGCCAUCUCCACCGACUUCGCUCGCUGCUACUCAACGACAACAAGCUACGGGAGCUCCGUUCUGGAGUCUUCUACGGUCUACGGCGGCUGAAGUAUCUCUUCCUGUACAGGAACAGAAUCCAGCAUAUCGACUCCGACGUGUUCCAUGGCAUGGUGCAUUUGGAGCAGCUAUAUCUCCAUGUCAAUGAAAUUCAUCAGAUCGAGCCGGAAACAUUUUCGAACCUGCCGAGAUUGGAAAGGCUGUAUUUACACAACAAUAACCUAAAGACCAUACCGCCUGGUUCUUUCCGCGGUAACCCCAAGCUGCACAAGCUAAGAUUGGACAGCAACGCUCUGAUCUGCGACUGUUCUAUGCUCUGGUUUGUGCGCAUGUUGUCCGAACACCAGGACAUGAGUAUAGCGGCUACCUGCUAUGAACCGGAAAAAGCAACUGGAACGUCGCUAGCAGCAAUGAAGGAGAAAGAUUUCCACUGCCAACAUCCGGAGAUAAUGUCUGAUCCGACGGACGUGGUCAUCAAUUUUGGAGACAACGCGAUGUUCAGCUGCGCUGCUAGCGGGGAACCGGAACCGGAAAUUGUCUGGUACCGUGACUCCACCAUCCUUCCUACCGACUCUUCGCGAUAUGAAGUACUAAAUAAUGGAUCCCUUAUGGUUCACGAAGCUGACGAAAACGACGUUGGAGUAUUCGAAUGUACGGCCAAAAACCCCGCCGGUGAAGCGAGAUCCAAGCCAGCGAGAAUGAUCGUGCAAAGCAAACCCGAUGAAAAUGGUUACCCGGUAUUUACAAUUUUGCCGAGAAAACAAAUAGCGAAGGUUGAAGAACCGAUAGUUCACUUCGAUUGUGUCGCCCGAGGAAAUCCCCCACCUCACAUAUCUUGGUAUUUCAAUGGGGAGCGAAUUGUACUCACCGACAAAAUCUCGAUGUCUCACAAUGGAUCCAUAUUUAUUGAGAAUGUUCAAAACGAAGACGCCGGAACCUACACAUGUCAAGCGGAAAACAUCAACGGAAAAAUUUCAGCUACAGUUUCGCUGGAAGUGAUGGUUGCUCCUGCAUUUUUGACAGUUCCACAAGAUCAAACCGUUACUAUCGGGGACACGGCUCACUUUUACUGUAAAGCGAGGGGUGUACCAAAACCUAGCAUAACUUGGUAUAGAAAUACUAUGGUUCUACCCCCCAGCGAAAAUAUUGAGUUGAGUGAUGAAAAUCAAAACCUCACUAUCAUUGAAGUGUCUGAAGACGAUGAUGGUUUGUACCAUUGCAGGGCUGAAAACACGGAAGGGUUGACUGAAAUAUCAGCUGUACUUAAAGUGCAGCAACUUAUAAUUGGCCCACCGAAAAUAGUAGUACGGCCAGAAGACACUGAUGCAUUUAAAGAAACCCAAAUUCAACUACCUUGUGAAUUUGAAAGCGAUGAACCAGCAUCUAUUGAAUGGAGAAAGGAUGGCAAUCGUGUAGUACCAAGUAGACGAUUGAGUGUCACGCUUAUAGGAAGCUUAGUCAUAAACAACGUUUCUUUGACAGAUACUGGAAACUACGAAUGUUCAGUAUUCAAUGAGUACGGCAGAGACACGGCUUCAGUAUUUUUGACCGUGAAAGACCGCAUUUUACCCGGGGACGAAUAUGUAAAUAUUGCUUUGACAGAGGCAACUCGAGAUGUUGAUCAAGCUAUUGCCAGAACGAUAGACCAGUUGUUCAAUAAUUCGAAUGGUACAAAUAAUAUUAACGAUCUUUAUAGAAUUACGAGAUUCCCUAACGCUCCAGCGAGAGAAGUUGCAAGAGCGGCCGAAAUAUAUGAAAGAACCUUGGAUAAAGUUAAAGGUUUCAUACAGUCUGGCUUAAAAGUUACAUCCGUGGAGCCUUUCAAUUAUGAAAACAUUUUAUCACCACAACACUUAGAAGUUAUUGCGCGUUUGUCAGGCUGUGUGGCACAUAGAGAGUCUAGAGACUGCUCAGAUAUGUGCUAUCAUGGCAAGUACCGAAGCAUUGAUGGCAGUUGUAAUAAUUUUGACCAUCCCACAUGGGGUGCAUCACUCACAGGAUUUCGUCGUAUACUUUUUCCUAUAUACGAAAAUGGUUUCAGUCAACCAACCGGAUGGAAUAAAGAUAUUAAAUAUAACGGAUUCUCUUUACCAAGUGCGAGGCUGGUUUCAACCACCAUUAUAACCACUACUGAGAUAUCCGAGGACAUUAAAAUAACCCAUAUGACUAUGCAAUGGGGUCAAUGGCUUGAUCAUGAUUUGGACCACGCUCUUCCGUCUGUGAGUUCCCAAACUUGGGAUGGAGUUGAUUGUAAAAAGACUUGUGAUUAUGCUGCACCGUGUUUUCCGAUUGACGUACCAGAGAACGAUCCUAGGGUCACUAAUCGUCGUUGCAUUGAUUUUAUUCGUACUAGUUCCGUAUGUGGUUCUGGAAUGACAUCUACUCUUUUCGGUAAAAUUCAGCCCAGAGAACAAGUUAAUCAACUUACUUCCUAUAUUGAUGCAUCUCAAGUUUACGGAUUUGAAAAGGAAGUCGCUGAAGAUUUACGUGACUUGACCAACAGCAACGGAACACUACGAGUUGGAGCUGUGUUCCCUGGACGAAAACCUUUGCUGCCUACAAUAGGAAUUAACGGUAUGGAUUGCAGGCUUAAUUUACAAGAGAGCACACGAAGGUGUUUCGUUGCUGGAGACAUCAGAGCCAAUGAACAAGUUAGUUUGGCUGCUAUGCACACAAUAUGGAUGCGAGAACAUAAUAGAAUUGCAAAUCAAUUAAAAUCCUUUAACCCAUUCUGGGAUGGAGAUAGGGUAUAUCAGGAGGCAAGGAAAAUAGUUGGAGCCCAAAUGCAAGUGAUUACUUACAAGGACUGGCUGCCUCUCAUUCUAGGACCAGAGGGUUACGAGCAACUAGGAAAAUACAAAGAAUAUAAUCCGAAUAUAAAUCCAUCAAUUUCAAAUGUGUUCGCCACAGCCGGUUUGCGAUUCGGACAUUCUUUAAUUAAUCCGAUACUACACCGCUACGACGAAAAUUUCGAAGAAAUACCACAAGGCCAUUUACUGCUAAGAAAUGCAUUCUUUGCUCCUUGGAGAUUGGUAGAAGAAGGUGGCGUAGAUCCUUUAAUGAGAGGAAUGUUUACAACUCCAGCGAAAUUGAAGACAUCCACCCAAAACUUGAACUCAGAACUCACUGAGAAAUUAUUUUACGCUGUCCAUGCAGUUGCUCUCGAUCUUGCCGCUAUUAACAUCCAGCGAGGCCGUGACCAUGCCAUACCACCAUACACGAAGUGGAGGCAAGUGUGCAACAUGAGUGAGGUGAACGACUUUGACGACUUGGUUAACGAAAUUUCCGAUAAAUCUGUUAGAGAUAAACUUCAAAAGCUUUACGGAUCCGUACACAACAUUGAUGUUUGGGUUGGAGGAAUUUUGGAAGACCAAGUCGAUGGUGGAAAGGUCGGUCCUCUGUUUAGAUGCAUCCUUAUUGAGCAAUUUAAGCGAUUGCGAGACGGUGAUCGUUUCUGGUAUGAGAAUCCUUCAGUCUUCAAAGCGGACCAAUUGAAGCAGAUCCAGAAAACGAGCUUGGCGCGCGUUUUAUGCGAUAACGGCGACAACAUUGACACGAUCGGCGAGAACGUAUUCUUGCUACCCGAAGUACAGGACGGUCUUAUUUCAUGCGAAGACUUACCUUCGAUUGACCUCCGAUUUUGGACUGACUGCGAGUCUUGUAAUGUUGAUGACGAUUAUGACACUGAUAACAAUAGAGUUCGUCGUGAAACGAGGCGCCACAGCACUUCGGAAAAUAGUCGGCGAUUGAACGCUCUCACCAGGUCCCAAAAUGACUUAGAAGACACUAUUAUACUGCUAAAGAAACGCAUCGACAACCUCGAGAAAAAAUGCCAGAGAGAUUAAAAUGGACACAAAGGAUUCGGGAUUCCAUUAUAUUUUCUGCAAUUAAAUUAAUAGUAUAAGCGCUUCAGUGUUACAUAAAUCAAACAAAAUACAAAAAAAAUAUAUAAAAAAUUAUGGAAAUGAAAAAAAAUGUACUUACAUAAUUUUAGUACUUACUAUCUAUCUCUGUGGUCCAACUAAUU